Ostreobium quekettii is the source of this 1875-nucleotide messenger RNA. NCBI's taxonomy places the organism in Eukaryota, Viridiplantae, Chlorophyta, Ulvophyceae, Bryopsidales, Ostreobiaceae. The record is from the annotation of a GenBank genome assembly.
AUGUCAGGGAUCGGGGGCUUCAGGGGGGUGUCCGCCAGCCAGGAUGCCCGCUUCUCGAACAAGCAGGCGAAGCUGAUGAAGUCGAUGAAAUUUCCCAAGGAGCUGGAGAAGAAGGUGGACCUGAAGAAGGUGAACUGGCCGGUGAUGCGGGAGUGGAUCGCCAAGAGGGUGACCGAGCUGCUGGGGCUGGAGGACGACGUGCUGAUCAACUUCCUGCAGAUCAGGCUGGAAUCCGAAGAGGAAUUGAGCCCCAAGGAGCUGCACAUCGAGCUUGUGCCCUUCCUGGAGAAGAAUGCUGGGCUUUUCAUGAAGGAGCUGUGGACGAUGCUCGCAAGUGCUUGUGAGAAAAAGAGCGGAAUACCACAGCAGAUACUUGAUGAGAAGGCAGAAGAGAUAAAAAGGAAGAAGGGGAUGCAAGAUCAAAUCAAUGAGGCUAUCCGGAAGCAACGUGAGAAGGAUGUCGACAGGGAAGACAGCGCAGACAGGAAGAGGGAGAGGGAGAAUGGGUUGCAAAGGCAGCAUGGUGAUCGUGAGGAACAGGGCAGGGAGCAAGGGAAGGACUACGAUCGUGGGAGGGGUCGUUGGGGAGGCGAUGGAGGACAUGGCAAUAGGGACCGCGACUGGAGGGGCAGCAACCGCCAGCAGCAUCGGCGUUGGAGCCGUGAGAUGCACAGGGACAGGGAGAGACCUCGUUAUGAGAGCCAGAGGAGUGGGAAUCGGUAUGGCGGAAGAGAUGACUGGGAGCAUGACCGGCACAGAAGGGGCAGAGACGGUGGCAGAGACAGGAGAGAAGGUGUCCGGCAAGAGCAACGCAGGGAGGCAGCAAAGCCAAGGGCGGAUAGCCCCGCAGAGGCGUACAGCUAUUCAAAAUCUGAAGCUGCUCAAAGCAGCCCCUCGCGAAGCUCUGCUUCGGGUGAGCCACGACCAGGGAGACACUCACCGUCAGCAAGUCCUGAUCGCAAAGAUGGUCAUGUUACGACCAGCAAGGCAGGCCCACAUCGACAUACAAGGGGGCCUCGUUCCCAGGCUAUCAAGGAGCCAGCAAGCCCAUCCCGCUCUCCUGUCUAUUCUGGAAGCCCAGCUUCUGCAAGUCCAGGUCCAGCUGCAAGGGGCCGCCGCGAAACACGACGCUGUGACACAAGUCCCUCGCACCUGCAAGGUGACAUUGAAGCCCGUGGCAGGUACCAAAUGAGCUAUGACAGGGGUGGGGCACGUGGAGGGAGGUUUGAAAGGGACGGCUUUGCAGGCAGGGCUACGCACCAGGAGGGCUCUGAGUCACCACCACAACAGAGCGGCAGGUACAGAUCGCCCUCUCCCGCUCGCUUCGAUGGAGGCCCUGCAAGAAGGAGAGGCUACGGGCCACCAAGGAGGGGUGGUGAUGGGUACACAAGAAAUGGUGCAGGGGGUUUCCCGGCAGGUGCGAGGGAGCAGGCCUCACAAAGCCCCCCCCCUGCUGGAUGGGACAGGGACCACGAUCGAUCACCCACAGGGAGAAGGGGACGCCUGGAAGCCCGGGAGGAACUGGUGGGCAGUCCUCCGAGGAAGAGAGUGUACGGCGGCAAACUUGCACUGAGCAUAUCGCCUGAGCCGAGAACGAGAGGUGAGAGAGCAGAAUCUGACGGUGACCCUGGUUCCGAAUCAAGCAAGGAGCCGAAAAAGAAGCACCAUCACAAGAAAAAAGACAAGAAAGAGAAGCGGGAGAAAAAGCACAGAAAGCACAAGAAGGACAAAAAGGCAAAGAAGGAGAAGAAGAAGCGCAAGCGGACAGAGACUGACAGUGACUCAGAUGCCGCAGAGAAAGGCUCAGAAGAAAAGAGGAGGCGCAUCGAAGAUCAGGCAAGAAACAGGGCACUGGCGUCGAUGUCGUCGAGGUGA